Molecule: messenger RNA, 2422 nt
Organism: Triplophysa dalaica
Lineage: Eukaryota; Metazoa; Chordata; Actinopteri; Cypriniformes; Nemacheilidae
Gene: hdac10
Product: histone deacetylase 10
Exons: 20
Coding region: 293-2317 (674 amino acids)
Biological process (GO): chromatin organization
Cellular component (GO): histone deacetylase complex
Molecular function (GO): histone deacetylase activity
Source: RefSeq, a predicted model, not a curated record
AUUAUCUAAUACUUCAAAAGUGUAAAAUAAAAGUUUUAUUUGGUUUAUAUAAAUCUAAUAUAACGUUUUCCCCAAAAUAAGCAACAUUUUUGUUGUUUUAUAAAGCGUAACCAGUAAACCAAAAUCAACCGCUAGGGGGCAGUGUGGCCACAGAGUGCGCAACAUUCACACCGCGAGGAAGCAAACGAAAACACUGGCACGAGUACUUUCUGAACCUUGUACUAGUGUUAUAAAUGACAUUUAUUUAAUUUUGUUAUACAUUUCAUUUGUAAGUGACAGGCAGUGUAUUAAAAUGGCGUCCGGAUCCGCGCUUAUCUUCGACGAGGAGAUGACCCGAUAUAAACUACUCUGGACAGAUCCAGUGUGUGAGAUCGAGGUGCCCGAGCGCUUGACUGUGUCCCAUGAUGCCCUCGUGUCUUGUGGCCUGGCACAGAGAUGCAGGCAGGUGCCCAUCCGCCAGGCCACCGAGCAGGAGAUUUUACUGGUGCACAGUGAGGAAUAUCUAGAAGCUGUGAAACAAACUCCCAAAAUGACUGUGGAGGAGCUGAAGGCCUUUACAAAGAAGUACAAUGAUGUCUAUUUCCACCCGAACAUCUACCACUGUGCCAAGUUAGCCGUGGGUGCCACGCUGCAGCUGGUGGACAGCGUUAUGAAGAGAGAGGUCAGAAAUGGCAUGGCUCUAGUGAGACCUCCAGGACAUCACGGUCAGCGCUCGGCUGCCAACGGCUUUUGUGUGUUUAAUAACGUGGCCAUCGCUGCUCUAUACGCUAAAGAAACCUACAAUCUGAACAGGGUUUUGAUUGUAGACUGGGAUGUCCAUCACGGUCAGGGUGUCCAGUACUGUUUUGAGGAAGAUCCAAGCGUUCUUUAUUUCUCAUGGCAUCGUUACGAGCAUCAGGCCUUCUGGCCCAAUCUCCCAGAAUCAGACUACACCAGCGUUGGGAAAGGCAAAGGAUCCGGCUUUAAUGUCAACCUCCCCUGGAACAAGGUGGGGAUGACCAACAGCGACUACCUCUCAGCCUUCUUCCACGUUCUCUUACCCGUGGCGUAUGAGUUUGAUCCAGAGCUGGUGCUGGUGUGUGCGGGAUUCGAUUCAGCCAUUGGAGACCCAGAGGGUGAAAUGGUGGCCAGCCCUGAGAUCUUUGCCCAUCUCACCCAGCUGCUGAUGCCUCUGGCUUCUGGCAGAAUGUGUGCCGUCCUUGAGGGUGGGUACAACCUGACUUCUCUGGCCCAAUCAGUUUGCCAGACCGUCCAGACUCUUCUUGGAGAUCCGGCCCCCGAACUGUCAAGACUCAGUGGCCCUUGUGAGAGUGCUUUGGAAUCUAUUCAGUAUCUUCGCAGAGCUCAUUCCUCAUACUGGAGCUGUUUUAAACACUCAGAAACUAAUUCAGAAGCAGACGGCAAACGCCGCAAACUGGAAGAGACUAACGGUAACUUAAAAAUGGAUGAGAAACCUUCACCAGAGACAGAAGACAAGACGACGCAGGUUAUUGUGUGGCCCGAACCCGCUCCCAGAUCAUCGCCACCUGUGCGCACAGUUGUGGCGCCCCCUACUUAUGCGGAGGUCUCACUGCCAGAGGGCUGCCAGCUUUUGAGGGAAAUUUCACAAACGGCAACUGAAGAAGCACAAAGAAUCUGGGAAAAAGAUUUUCAAGACAUAACAACAGACCAGAAGAACCUCCAGCCCUUCAGAAAUAUAAUUUCAGUUCUUGACCGAAUAAAGAAUAAAGAGGUGCGUAACGGAUGUGUCCUGGUGUCUGAUCUGAAUGCGUCUGUACGCUGUGCUCUUCAACACUCACUGAUCCCUCUGGCUGAAAGGGUGUUGGUGGUUUAUAUUGGAGAUGAGACUUUGCUGGUCGACACCACUGAUGGGAAGAUCUUUCUGGUCCAGAUCUGCGGUGAAGACUCCAAAGAGGAAACGUCCAUGAGCCACAUGUCCUUGUGUUUGAGAGAGGGUGACGGCUUCACAGCCGGUUUCAUACAGGCAGCCCUGGGGUUGAUCCUACCUCUGGCCUAUGAGUUUAACCCAGGCCUGGUGCUGGGAAUUGUGGGGACGGGUAGUUGGAGGAGCCGUCUGCCACCAGUCUGGGGUCAUUUGACCGGUUUGCUCCAAGGUCUGGCGCAGGGCCGGACACUCACUUUACUGCAGGGUGAUGAUAAAGAUCUGAUGGAGGUUACAGUUGCCGCCCUCUCUGGUGCCCCUGUACCUCCUCUCGGGGCUCUGGGGGUCCUCAGAUGUGAAGAUGUGGAGAUGAUGGAAAAGCAGAGAUGCAGGCUGCAGAAGCGAUGGGGUCUUCUGCGGUGUACAGGUACGUAAUAGAAAGCUGAGGAAAACCUCUUGGAAUAUGAACCGAUCUUUGUUGGGGAAAAAAAAUGAUGUACUUUUUACUUUUGAAUGGCAUUAAAUUUAUAUAAAAAAAUA